AUGGUCGCCCAAGAUUUCGAGGCCGUCCUGCGGGCCAAGUAUCCGGCCAAGGCCCAUGCGAGACGCGUCGUCGACAUCCUCCGACGCACCGUCCCCGACCUCGCUGGCGUCAUCUACCUCGAGGGACGCCAGACGAAGCUGCAGGAGGACAACGACUCGCCCGAGCACUUCCGCCAGCGGCGCCACUUCUACUACAUGACCGGCUGCAACCUCGCCGACUGCCGCUACGCCUACGACAUCCGCUCCGACCGGUCGACGCUCUUCAUCCCCCCCGUCGACGCCGACGACGUCAUCUGGUCUGGCCUGCCGCUGAGCGUCGACGAGGCCCUGGCACGCUACGACGUCGACGAGGUCAAGCACACCACCGACGUCGGCCCGACCCUCGCCCACCUCGCGGGCCGCGCGACCGACGCGACCGUCUUCGCCAUGGCGGGCCACGUCUCCGACGCCGACGCCCUUUCCCCCUUUGGCCGCAGCGACCUCGACGCGCUCCGGCGCGCCGUCGAGACGGCCCGCGUCGUCAAGGACGAGUUCGAGGUCGCCCUGAUCCGCAAGGCCAACCACGUAUCCGCACUCGCUCACGAGGCCGUCCUCCGCCGAGCCGCGACGGCCAGCAACGAACGCGAGCUCGACGCCGUCUUCCUCGAGCGCUGCGUCGCCCACGGCGCCAAGGAGAUGGCCUACCACCCCAUCCUCGCCGCCGGCAAGGCCGCCGCGACGCUCCACUACGUCGCCAACGACGCGCCGCUCGACGGCAAGCAGAACCUCCUCAUCGACGCCGGCGCCGAGUGGAAAAACUACGCAUCCGACAUUACCCGCACCUUUCCCUUGUGCGGCAAGUUCAGCAAGGAAUCGCGUGACAUCUACGACGUCGUCCACAAGAUGCAGCGGGACUGCAUUGAGCUCAUCAAGGCCGACGUGCGCUGGGACGACAUCCACCUGCACGCCCACAGGGUGGCCAUUGCCGGCCUGCUGGCCCUCGGCGUUCUCAGGGGCGACGCCGACGAGAUCCUCGCCGCCCGCACGAGCGCCGCCUUCUUCCCGCACGGCCUCGGCCACUACCUCGGCCUCGACACCCACGACGUCGGCGGGAACCCGAACCCCAAGGACGAGAACGUCCUGUUUCGCUACCUGCGCCUGCGCGGCACCAUCCCCGCCGGCAGCGUCGUCACCGUCGAGCCGGGCAUUUACUUUUGCCGCUUCAUCAUCGAGCCCUACCUCGAGGAUCCCGUCCACGCCAAGUUCAUCGACGCCGCCGUCCUCGAUCGCUACUGGGACGUCGGCGGCGUGCGGUACGUUUGCCCCCUCCGCCCGCCGUCCUCACCCGCCGCUGACCUCGACAGCAUCGAGGACAACAUCCUCGUCACCGAGACGGGCUACGAAAAUCUGACGACGGCCGUCAAGGAGCCCGCCGAGAUGGAAGCCGUCGCCUCCGCGGCGAGGUCGGCGUGA
Molecule: messenger RNA, 1452 nt
Organism: Drechmeria coniospora
Lineage: Eukaryota; Fungi; Ascomycota; Sordariomycetes; Hypocreales; Ophiocordycipitaceae
Product: putative Xaa-Pro aminopeptidase pepP
Exons: 3
Coding region: 1-1452 (483 amino acids)
Molecular function (GO): manganese ion binding; metalloaminopeptidase activity
Source: RefSeq, a predicted model, not a curated record